Diplodia corticola is the source of this 1653-nucleotide messenger RNA. RefSeq names its product aldo keto reductase. The record is from RefSeq and is a predicted model, not a curated record. The coding region runs from base 1 to 1653 and encodes 550 amino acids. Lineage: Eukaryota; Fungi; Ascomycota; Dothideomycetes; Botryosphaeriales; Botryosphaeriaceae. The transcript has 5 exons.
AUGUCCGUAGGCGGCACCCUCUACAGCCUCGAGCCGCCGCGCCGGGCCCACGUCAACACCAUGACCGACACCAUCAUCGCCAACCUCCCGGAAGCCGGCCUGCGCUCCGUCAUGCGCGCCCUCAUGUCCUUCCACCCCGAACUGACGUCGGGCCUGGAGCUCGAAACGGAAAAGUACCUCCUCCGCACCAACGACUCCUUCACCGGCCCGACCGCCGAGCUGCAGAAGCGCGUGCGCUGCAUGCUCGGCUGCGGCAUGGCCUUCGAGUCCAUCGCCGCCCUCUCCGCCCUCGUCGACCACUUCAAGACGCGCGUCGAGCGCGGCGAGCCCGCCGAAGCCGACGGCAACGACAACGGCGACGCCACCGCCGCGUCGGUCGAGGGCGACCUCAUCCAGGCCACGACCGCCAUGGAGAGGGAGCUGAUGACGGCCGACGGCUCGCGCACCCUGUCCGACUACGAGAAGCACUUCGUGCAAGGCCUGAUCAGCUCCCUGCAGGCGUGUCGCAGCGUCUUCGCCCGCGCCGGCCGCGCGUUCCCGUUCGCGAGGGGCCUCGCCGCGCUGAAGGCCAUGGAUGCCGAGGACGAGGCGCACCACGCCAAUGCGGACGAGCUGGGCAUGAUCGAGUUGACCCCGUUCGCCGCGUGUGGGGAUGCGUGUGCGCGGUUGGAGACUUUUAGGGUUGGGGAGCGCGCGGUGCCGCGGCUGUUUGGCGGGUUGUGGCAGCUGUCCGGUCCGGCGUGGGGCACCGCGCCCCAGGCGAAGAUUGUGGAGCAUUUCACCAACUACGUCAAUUGGGGGUUUACGGCCUAUGAUAUGGCGGACCACUAUGGCGAUGCGGAGAUUGUAUUUGGCAAAUUCCGGGCGGCGUGCUCGCAUCCCGAGAUCCUGUUCGCCUCGACAAAGUACUGCGUCUUCAAUCCGGUUGUGAUCACCCCGGCUGUGGUACAUGCGAACGUCUCCGAGAGAUGUCGUAGGUUGAAGGCGGACAAGUUGGACCUGCUUCAAUUCCACUGGCAAAACUAUCACGAUCCCCAAUAUAUCGAGGCCCUGAAGCUGCUCGAGAUAGACCCUCGCGUCUCGAAUCUCGGUCUCUGCAACUUCGACACCGAGCACAUGGAGAUUGUCCUCCGCGAAGGCGUCAGAAUACAGACGAACCAAGUUCAGUUCUCCAUCAUCGAUUCCCGGCCUACCGUCAAGAUGGCUGCAGUCUGCGAGUCUUAUGGGGUCAAACUCCUGACUUACGGCACUCUGUGCGGCGGUUUCCUUGCCGACCAGUGGCUGGACCAGCCAGAACCUGAACCGUUUUCGUGCGAAAUGACACCGAGCCAGCGGAAAUACUGCGAGGCCAUCCUCACUUGGGGCAGCUGGUCGUUGUUCCAGACCUUGUUACGCACGCUUUCCGAAAUCGGUGCCAAGCACGGGGUGAGCAUCUCCAAUGUUGCCACGCGAUGGGUGCUUGACUUCCCGUAUGUGGGUGCUGUCAUUGUCGGGUCGAGGAUGGGAAUCAGCGAGAGGGCGGAUGACAACUUUGCUGCGUACGGUUGGACUUUGGAUGAAGAGGACAGGGAUGCCAUUGAGCAAGUCUUGACACAGAGCAACAGGGAUAAAAUGAUUGAGGCAAUGGGUGACUGCGGAGGGGAGUACAGGUAG